AUGGCAGAAAGGCAGUACCACUUGAAGUUUGGUGGAAACGCCGGCGCAUCGGUUGAUGCUUACCUGGAAUAUAAACGGAUAGUUGGUGAUGAUGAUGGUGGUGUCAUGUUUACACCAGAGCAAUAUGAAGCUUACAAAAAAAAAGUGCUGCCAAUGCGACUUAAAAACAGAAUAUUCACAGCAUGGGCAGCACCGAGUGGCAUGGACUGCAAACUUGUAGGUCCAGAAACAAAGUGCUUUUGUACUCACAAAUAUUCAAGUCACAAGACAGACUUUGAGAAUAUACCUGAUGACCGACCAUUACUACUGCCAUGUAAAGUGAAAGGUUGUGGCUGUGUUACCUACCAUUAUGUACCUCGCAAUGGAAGUCAGGCUCUGAGAUGUACAUGUAAACACUUUUCAGAUGAUCACGCCACAAAACAGCCAUACAAGUGUAAGACAGGUGGCUGUAAAUGUGUUGGAUUUAAGAGCUCCUAUACUUGUGGCUGUGGAGAACCAUACAAUGUACACCACAUGAUCGUGGAAACUAAAGAGGAGAGAUUAGCCAGAGGUCAUCCUGUCGGUCAAGAUGGUGUACCCUACCAGGCCAUGGGUGGACUGACCGGCUUCUCCUCACUUAUGGAAGGAUACAUGAGACUAGAUCCAAGUGGUGCAGGUGCACCUCCGCUGGAGUUUUUGGACCAGCCUAUCACCUCGUCAGACCAUCCAUUCUUGCGAGGAAAUGUCCAGUCUAUAAAACAUCAUCAAAUGAAACAACGAGCUAUAGCAGGAGGUGCGGGCCAUUCAGAUGAGACUGAUGCUGACCUAGCUGAGAGAAUGUCCGCAAUGCGACGACCAGGGGAGACAGACAUGGAGUACUUUGAAAGGAGAUAUCAGGAAAGGCAAAAAGCUGAGCGAGGAAGAGGUCGGGCCAAGGCACUUCCAGCUUCUAGAACAGUAGGAAAGAGGACUACACCUCACAGCAAACCACCACCAAAAACAUAA
Molecule: messenger RNA, 984 nt
Organism: Ylistrum balloti
Lineage: Eukaryota; Metazoa; Mollusca; Bivalvia; Pectinida; Pectinidae
Product: protein FAM221A-like
Exons: 8
Coding region: 1-984 (327 amino acids)
Source: RefSeq, a predicted model, not a curated record